This is a messenger RNA of Nerophis lumbriciformis (worm pipefish), 720 nucleotides long. Lineage: Eukaryota; Metazoa; Chordata; Actinopteri; Syngnathiformes; Syngnathidae. The record is from RefSeq and is a predicted model, not a curated record.
AUGGAAAGCAAGGUGGAAAUUUCCCACUUUCAAAGAACUCUACUAGAAAGAGUCAUGGGCCCACAAAGCGGCCACACCGUCCACCCGUCCGCCCCCCAUAAAAGAAAGAGUUGGAGCAGCCCUAACGCAUUCGACGCCUCCAGCAUCUCCAAAAAGCUUCAAGAUCUCCGACAGAUCAUGAAUGUUGCCGUGGCUCUGCUGCUCAUAGUGCUAUACUGCUCGGGCGCAAUGACGGCCGUGGUGCCAGCCUGCGAAAUUCCGGGGGACGUGGUCGAGGAAACUCACAUCCUUCUCCGAGAUCUGGGGGCGCCCUUUCCUGCGAGAUGCCUGCCGUAUAACGCCAACGUUACUUUCCCUCGUGCUGCCCUCGCAAAUGAAACUCAGUGUCGCCGGGCGUUGCGGAACCUUCGCCGGACGCUGCAGGGGUCGGAGAAAGUUUUCGAGGACAACGAGGCACCCCAGGGAGAUGGCGAAGUGGCGUGGAAUCCGCGCAAAUUGGAGGAUUUCCAGAACCUUCAGAACCGUGUGGUGCAGGAAGCAGAAUGUCUGUCGUCGGCAGGCGCGCGUUCUUAUCCGGAGUUCUCGUCUUACUUCGGCAAUGUGAGCGCGCUUGUUCAGCAGCAGGAGAGCACCGCCUGUGGUUGGUCCAUGCUGCGACGAGACGUGCUCUGGGUCCUAAAAAACAGCCUACAGAAACACCACAGCUGCUUCCGCUGGUGA